GUGACAAAAAGAGAGGGUUAGGGCUUUUCCAAAAACCCCUUGAUUCUUCUCAGAGCUUCUACACGCUCUCUUUCACUCUUUUGCUUUGCAUUUUUGGUUGAGAGAUCUGGUACAACCGUGAAGUGAAACAAAAAAUGGCGCUCGCUUUCGACGAGUUCGGGAGGCCAUUCAUAAUCAUCAAAGAGCAAGAGCAGAAGACGAGGCUGAGAGGACUCGAAGCUCAGAAGGCCAACAUUUCCGCUGGAAAAGCCAUCGCUCGCAUCCUCAAAACCUCGCUCGGUCCCAAAGGCAUGGACAAGAUGCUCCAGAGCCCCGACGGUGACGUCACCAUCACCAACGAUGGUGCAACAAUCUUGGAGCAGAUGGAUGUUGACAAUCAAAUUGCAAAGCUGAUGGUUGAGUUAUCUCGGAGUCAGGAUUAUGAGAUUGGUGAUGGCACCACUGGAGUUGUUGUCAUGGCCGGUGCACUUUUAGAGCAGGCUGAGCUGCUUUUAGAACGUGGUAUUCAUCCCAUUCGGAUUGCAGAGGGUUAUGAAAUGGCUUCUAGGAUAGCUUUUGAGCAUAUGGAGAAGAUAGCUCAGAAGUUUGAUUAUGGAGUUUCAAAUUUUGAGCCUUUGGUUCAAACCUGCAUGACUACUUUAUCCUCGAAGAUUGUCAAUCGAUGCAAGCGCAAUUUGGCUGAGAUUGCUGUCAAAGCAGUUCUUGCUGUGGCUGAUUUAGAGAGGAAGGAUGUUAACUUAGAUUUGAUAAAAGUUGAGGGGAAAGUAGGGGGGAAGUUGGAGGAUACUGAGCUAAUCUACGGAAUUUUGGUUGACAAGGAUAUGAGCCAUCCACAGAUGCCAAAGCAAAUAGAAGAUGCAAAAAUUGCUAUCUUGACUUGCCCCUUUGAGCCACCAAAGCCAAAGACUAAACAUAAGGUUGACAUUGAUACGGUAGAAAAGUUCCAGAAUUUACGGCAGCAAGAACACAAGUAUUUUGAUGAUAUGGUUCAACAAUGCAAGGAUGUUGGUGCUACCUUGGUUAUCUGCCAAUGGGGUUUUGAUGAUGAAGCGAAUCAUUUAUUGAUGCACAGGAACUUGCCUGCUGUCAGAUGGGUUGGUGGUGUGGAGUUAGAACUAAUAGCAAUAGCCACGGGUGGAAGAAUUGUGCCAAGGUUCCAAGAGUUGACUCCUGAAAAGUUAGGAAAGGCUGGUUUGGUUCGAGAAAAAGCGUUUGGUACAACAAAAGAUCGGAUGCUAUACAUUGAACAUUGUGCAAACUCAAGGGCUGUAACCAUAUUUAUUCGUGGAGGUAACAAAAUGAUGAUAGAGGAGACAAAGCGCAGUAUUCAUGAUGCCUUGUGUGUUGCUAGGAAUCUCAUUCGCAACAAUAGAAUUGUGUAUGGUGGUGGCUCAGCUGAGAUUUCUUGCUCAAUUGCUGUGGAGGCAGCUGCAGAUAGACACCCAGGAGUUGAGCAGUAUGCCAUCAGAGCAUUUGCGGAUGCUUUGGAUGCUGUACCCAUGGCACUUGCAGAGAAUAGUGGCCUCCAACCCAUUGAAACGCUAUCUGCUGUGAAGUCGCAGCAAAUCAAGGAGAACAAUCCCUACUGUGGGAUAGAUUGCAAUGAUGUUGGCACUAACGACAUGCGUGAGCAAAAUGUGUUUGAGACUCUGAUUGGGAAGCAGCAGCAGCUCCUGCUGGCAACUCAAGUUGUCAAGAUGAUUUUGAAAAUUGACGACGUCAUCUCACCUUCUGAAUAUUGAUAUGUCCGGGACUAAGAUCUAUAGUUCUGCUUCACUUGAGCUCAUAGUAUCUUGUUAGCUUGAUUUUGUGUAUUGAGUGACUCCGGAGACCAUAUGAAACACUGUUGCUUAUAAAUUUUGGAGUGCCUUUGAUUGAUAUUGUAGUAUGAUUUCUCGUGUUUAAUAUGUUGUUGAUUUUGUUGUUAUCCUUUGAAAUGAAAAUGAUGGCUAUUUACCCUGUGA
This is a messenger RNA of Quercus lobata, 1964 nucleotides long. Its product is annotated as T-complex protein 1 subunit epsilon. The record is from RefSeq and is a predicted model, not a curated record. The transcript has 9 exons. Gene Ontology annotation, biological process: protein folding. The coding region runs from base 135 to 1742 and encodes 535 amino acids. NCBI's taxonomy places the organism in Eukaryota, Viridiplantae, Streptophyta, Magnoliopsida, Fagales, Fagaceae. Gene Ontology annotation, molecular function: ATP hydrolysis activity; ATP-dependent protein folding chaperone; ATP binding.